AUGUCACCAGCCAUAACGUUUGCCGGUAAAAUCCCGGCAAUCAUCGUGUUUGGCGACUCAUCCGUUGAUGCCGGGAACAACAAUUAUAUCCCAACGGUGGCAAGAAGCAACUUUGAGCCAUAUGGACGGGACUUUGUUGGUGGGAAGCCAACCGGGAGAUUCUGCAAUGGAAAGAUUGCGACCGAUUUUAUGUCGGAAGCCAUAGGGCUAAAACCUAUAAUUCCGGCAUACUUGGAUCCUUCUUAUAACAUUUCAGAUUUUGCAACAGGUGUCACCUUUGCUUCCGCUGCCACAGGCUAUGACAACGCCACUUCUGAUGUUCUGUCAGUACUACCUCUAUGGAAACAACUCGAAUACUACAAAGAAUACCAAACAAAGCUUAAAGCAUACCAAGGAAAAGACCGAGCCACCGAGACAAUAAAUGACUCUCUCUACCUCAUAAGCAUCGGAACAAACGAUUUCCUCGAGAACUACUUCGUCUUUCCUGGCGGCCGUUCUUCUCAGUACUCGGUCGGUUUUUACCAAGAUUUUCUAGCUGGAAUCGCCAAAGACUUUGUGAAGAAGUUGCAUGAACUUGGUGCUAGGAAGAUCUCACUAGGUGGACUACCUCCAAUGGGAUGCAUGCCUUUGGAGAGAGCCACCAACAUUGGCACGGGAGGUGAGUGCGUUGGACGCUUCAACGACAUUGCGGUCCAGUUCAACGGAAAGCUUGAGAAGCUUGUUGAGAAGCUGAGCAAAGAGCUUCCUGGUUCCGUGCUCGUUUUCUCAAAUCCCUAUGAACCGUUUAUGCAAAUCAUCAAGAAACCUUCCUCUUUUGGGUUCGAGGUUGCGGCAGCGGCUUGCUGCGCAACGGGGAUGUUCGAGAUGGGAUAUAGUUGCCAAAGGAAUAACCCAUUCACAUGUAGCAACGCAGACAAGUAUGUGUUUUGGGACUCAUUUCAUCCAACACAAAAGACUCAUCGCAUCAUGGCCAAUUUUCUCAUGAACAGCACAUUUUCUCACUUCUUCUAA
This is a messenger RNA of Arabis nemorensis, 1011 nucleotides long. The record is from the annotation of a GenBank genome assembly. Lineage: Eukaryota; Viridiplantae; Streptophyta; Magnoliopsida; Brassicales; Brassicaceae.